Messenger RNA from Pelobates cultripes (western spadefoot toad), 14268 nucleotides. The record is from the annotation of a GenBank genome assembly. NCBI's taxonomy places the organism in Eukaryota, Metazoa, Chordata, Amphibia, Anura, Pelobatidae.
UCAGAUAAGAAGCUCCUUUUAUCCAUCAGUGAGCAACAUGAGGAAGGGAGAGUGAGGAAAACCCAGGAUCGAGCUGCGAAAACGGCAGACAAAGGAAGGAGGAACGACAGGCAGAGAAUGAGACACACCGAGGGAUAAACAGAGACAUACUGCCAGGGAAAGUCCGAGACAGAAACCAUAGGAAGGCAGCACUGCUGGAUAUCAUUACAGUAAGCUGGACGUACCUUGUCAAUGUAUGUCUGUCUCUCUUUGUUCCUUUCUAUCUGUCUAAAGUCUGUCUGUCUGUAAUUGCAAUUCUGUCUCUCUAUCUCUGUCUAUCCCUGCCAGUCCAUGUAAUGUACAUCUGCCUGUCUCUGCCUGCCUGUCUAAAGUCUGUCACUCUAUCUGUUUGUCUAUAAUGUAUGUCUGUCACGGCAUGUCUUUCUAUGUCUGUCUGUCUCUAUGUGUCUGUCUGUUAGACCGACCUUCUCUGUUUGUCUGUCUCUGUCUAACUAUCACAGUCUGUCAGUCUCUGUCUGCUUGCCCAUGUUUAUGUCUGCAUGGUGUUAGUUCUUCUGUCACUUAGGUACUUACUUUAUUCACAAACCUUUCACUCAACAUGACCCCAAACAUCAACCUUCCAUUCACAAUCACUCCAAAUAUCAGCCUUCCAUUCAAUAUCACCCCACAUAUCAACCUUCCAUUCACAAUCACCCCAAACAUCAACCUUCCAUUCACAAUCACCCCAAAUAUCAACCUUGAAUUCACAAUCACCCCAAACAUCAACCUUCCAUUCACAAUCACCCCAAAUAUCAGCCUUCCAUUCACAAUCACCCCAAAUAUCAGCCUUCCAUUCACAAUCACCCCAAAUAUCAGCCUUCCAUUCACAAUCACCCCAAACAUCAACCUUCCAUUAACAAUCACCCCAAACACCCCCCCCGUCCAUUUAAUAUCACCCCAAAUAUCAAUUUUUCAUUUAUUAUAACCCUGGAUAUGAACUUUCCAUUCACAAUCACGCCAAACAUCCACCUUGAAUUCACAAUCACCCCAAAUAUCAACUUUCCAUUCAAUAUCGCCCCAAAUAUCAACUUUUCAUUUAUUAUCACCCCGAAUAUCAACUUUUCCUUCAAUAUCACUGUGACAGACUGCCUGGCACCCCAACCGGGUGCAUCCGCCAAUCGCUGCGUCCUAGUGCUCACGAGUAGUCCAAGCACUCCACCAGACACCAUCAGCACUGCAAUCCCUGUUUCCAGCAUGACAGCUUGGCUGGGAUCUCGCUGUCCUCCACCCACCCUGGACCCAUGACCAGGAUCCAGCUUCCAGUGGGUAGAGCUCUCCUCCAAAAGAGUGUAGCAAUAUGCUCUUAAAAGAGCAAGUGAUUAUAACCCAGGGGAGUAUUGUGAUAUAGCAAUCCCCAGGGUAGAUACAGCCGUUCUCCCCCACACAUGAGACGAGGCUCUAUGUUGAGGGUAGGCAGGAACUCGUUUAAUGGCAGCCACAACUGGCCUUAUAUGCAAGUCCCCAUUCAAGGGGUACUCCCACCUGGACUUGAUGGAAGACUACAGUACAAAGUUACAGACCAAUGACAGUUGUUCAAGUACAUGACACUCCCAUACGUAAUCAUAUAAUCCCUUCGUUUGGGUUGCUGCACAUUUGCAUAUUAUCUGUUAAUUAGCGCUGACUUCCUGUUGUAUUGUGUGAAUUGUUCCCCUCUGCCUGGGAGAUAAUUGAAUCAAGUACUGUAUUAACUCAGUUAUCUCCAGACACAAAAACACACAAUUUUAUAAAACCCCCAAAAUACCUUAAAACACACAAUAGCCCUAAUCUGGGUGACCAACAUAUCCAAAAAUCAAACCGAUCAGUUCAGGAAUUUCCUGGAAGUCUUAUUUUUGACCGAACGCAGGAAUGGUCCCAUGCCCAAAACAAUUCCAGAGAAUCUUGGCUUGCCGUCGGUCUUGUUCGGUAGUUUGGAAAAUGAACAAACUACCAAACAUAGUCAAUGCUCUUACCAUGGAGCUUGUUCCACCAAAUGCAGAUGAAAGAUUUCACCGAACAGUGCCCUUCUAAAUUGUAUAGAACCGAAUGCAGGCGAUGAUGGAAGUCCAGCGGUAUUCGGGAGUUUAUGGGUCCGAUUUUAGUUCCAUGAGAUUCAUCCCUAAACACCGCUUCCUGCGUUCAUGUGAACAAGAUGGCCACCACCUCGUGGUUGUCCAUAGGAAUUUGCGGCCACCCUUGACGAACAAUUAGAACACUGCGGUGAGAACCGUUCCAAUGUGUUAAUAGGUGUUAACAAGCUCCCGGGUGGUCCCUGGUUCGUGCAUCUGUUCGGUUCUCGAACAGGAUAGCAAAAAGGCACAAACAAGCUCUUUUAUGAGCCUUUUUGCAUGGCCCAUAGUCCUGAGGCAGGAGGCUGGCAAACAGGCCCCUCCAAGAACCAGUGGGGAGGUUACCAGAAUCACCUCAAAUAUUAACUUUCCAUUCAGUAUCAACUAGAGAAUGUCAGCCUUCCAUUCAAGAUCACCCCAUAUAUUCCACUGCACAUGAUCUCAAACAUCAACCUUUCAUUUAACAUCACCCCCUAAUAUCAACCUCCCACUCAACAUGAACCAAAAUAUCAACCUUUCAUUCAGACUUACCUAAAAAAUGUCAGCCUACUACUUAAAAUCAUCCCUAAAUAUCAACCUUUCAUGUCAGUUUCCCCGUAAUAGCAACACAUUAUUAGACAAAGUCUGUAAUAAGUACUGUGAUGGAUUCCCUAUCCCUGGAUUACCAUCCUGUUAAUUUUUGUUUAUUUGAUACACUAAAUAGUUCGGUAUAUGACCGUAUACCAAACAAACUACCAAACAGCCCGACCACCCAAUGGAGGCGUGUGCUGCUCAUUGACCCUUGUCAUCUUUGUUCGCACCUCAGUAAUUGCAAUUAUCUCAACAUUCUGAGUGGUUGGCUGGGUGGCCGCCAUUUGUAUGGCCAAACACGUGGUGGUGGCCAUUUUUAGCCACGAACGCAUACAGCGGUGUUUGGUCGUCGAGUGCAUGGAACUCAAAUUGGUCGGGGUGCAAGGCGGUCCGUCACAUUGGUGGCAGCAGUAGGAUGACUUCCUAGUGAGUAUAGAAGCAUCCUGGAGACACCCGUUGGAUUGUACAAAUUGAGGGCAACUCUAGUAUCCGUACAGCGCCCCUGUUUACAUCGUAUGGAUUUAUAAUUGAGAGCAGCGCUAUAGUAUUCGUACAGCGCCCCUGUCUACAGCAGUAUGGAUUUAUAAUUGAGGGCAAUGCUAGUAUCCGUACAGCGCCCCUGUCUACAGCCGUAUGGAUUUUGUAAUUUUUUUUAGGGCAACGCCAGUAUCUGUACAGCACCCUUGUCUACAGCAGUAUGUAAUCGGCUAGUUUUCGGACAGCGUUCCAUGACGAGGAGGAGGAGGACGCAGACUACAGGGAUGCAGAUGGGAAGGAAGUUUGGUAUGAGGCCCUGGAGGAUGUACAGCGUCAGCGGGGCGAGAGACUCCCCAGUGACGAGCAGCGGGUACAGAAACGUGUGGUGAUGCGAAUGUGUCUCUUGGGAGAGCAGCCCCUGGAGGAGUGGGUGACAGAGCUCAAAAGCCUGGUAUGUAAAGAGCUUUGGCUCUUUACAUACCAGGCUUCUGGGCAGAGAGCACCUUGCAUUCACUGCCCAUGUUAUAAUAUAGAAAUGGUUUGUAGGGUACAUAUGCCUCCCUGUAUGGGUAGUGUGAUCUAGGGGCGAUAUAUCUCUAGGGGAGUCUAGGAGACCGGUUACCCCACUUAAACGGUACUAUAACGCUGUUGCAAUGAUUCGGGGGGGAGAGAGGGGGGGAAUCACAUGGUCAUUAUGACCAAAAAUGAGCAACCUGUCAGUUAGGCAGUGUCGAGGAAAAAAGUAGAUAAUAGAUAAAGUAUGCAUGUUUUAUUAAAACCCUUUUUGUGUAGUUGGAGUAACCCUUUACGUCAUUACUUUUUGUGUAAAUCAAUUCAUUUAACAAUUUAACUGAGUUUAAUGUGAGUGGCCAUUCGAGAUCUAUAUAGGGGUAAUACGGAUAGUAUAAAUAAUAUCCGAGCACUACCAGCUGUUUCAUUGGAAAUAACUUGAAAUAUCUUAUUGGGGUCCAGGGGAUAGUGGGAAUUAUAGUGAUAAUUAUAGUGAUAAUGAGGAUAAUACGAAUAAUAAUAAUGGUGAUAGUAGUGAUUAUGGGGAUAAUGAUAGUCAUAGUGGUAAUAAUGGUGGUCACAAUGAUGAUGAAGGGCAUGAUAGUGAUAAUGGUGGCAGUGAGGAUAAUGAUAAUGGGGAUAAUGAUAGUGAUAAUGAUGAUGAUGAAGGGCAUGAUAGUAAUAAUGGUGGCAGUGGUGAUAGUGAUGGUAAUGAUGGUGAUAGGGGGCAUGAUAGUGAUGGUAAUGAUGGUGAUAUGGGGGCAUGAUAGUGAUAAUGGUGGCAGUGGUGAUAGUGAUGGUAAUGAUGGUGAUACAGAGCAUGAUAGUGAUAAUGGUGGCAGUGGUGAUAGUGAUGGUAAUGAUGGUGAUACAGAGCAUGAUAGUGAUAAUGGUGGCAGUGGUGAUUGUGAUGGUAAUAAUGGUGAUACAGGGCAUGAUGGUAAUAAUGGUGGCAGUGGUGAUCGUGAUGGUAAUGAUGGUGAUACAGGGCAUGAUAGUAAUAAUGGUGGCAGUGGUGAUAGUGAUGGUAAUGAUGGUGAUAGGGGGCAUGACAGUAAUGAUAGUGAUAAUGGUAAGAAUGAUAAAUCUGUCAUUUUCAUUGUGCACCACGUCGAUGGUGGGUGAUCUGCUAAUGUGAAACGCUGCAGAUUAUUCACGCUCUGAAAAGUCAUGAAAUAGUUAAUUAAUAUGGAGACUGGAAUGAGUCAUAAAGUGUGGGAGAGAUUAAUUAGUGCCAUUCUAAGAAAGAUAAUGGUGACAGCAAUGUGAGAGAGCCGUGCUUUGCGGGGGGUCAAUCACUAAAUGCUGAAUUAGCUAAGAUCCAGUUAAAAUUAUCAAAAUGGAAACAAAAAUGUACAAUUCUGCACUUCAGUAAAACAAAUCGGACUGUUUGACUGGGAUUACGAUAAUCGUUCAGUUUUGUUAUAAACCACGUUUCUUUGCAAAGCAGAAGGGAAAAUGAAUUGACACCAAACUGGGCAGAAUAUUAAAUGAUGAAGUCGUAGUCCUGACUGCUCUGACACAGGCCAAGGGUAACUGUAUGGGUGGCACAUUAAUUGGGGACUGAGAUAACAGAGGGCAAGACCCACCUUCCCCACGGCCUGGGCUGAUACAGAGGAUUCUGUGUGGCCAUUUACUUUUCAAUAAUAUCCUGCCACAAUGAUGUGGAAUUAUGGGUAACGUGAGCUAAGUCUACCUGGGUUAGUACAGUGACCAAUGCAGAUCUAGUCAUUGCGAUUUGGACUUCACACCAUAAGCAGUUACCUUCUGGUUUCACAGUGGUCCCGGGGACCACACUCACUUCCUUCUUUAUCAGUAAUAUCCCUUUAGUCAGCCAGGUUUUUAAACCAUCACAUGGGGCUCCGGGUGACUGAACAAAUUGACAGGUCCCAAUAUUUCAAUGAGAUGGAAUGGUUUAACACUGAAUGGAAACACAGCGCCAGGGGACUCCAGGCACUAUAAUCACUUCAUUGAGAUGGAAUGGUUUAACACUGAAUGGAAACACAGCGCCAGGGGACUCCAGGCACUAUAACCACUUCAAUGAGAUGGAAUGGUUUAACACUGAAUUGAGGGACAGCGUCAGGGGACUCCAGACACUAUAACCACUUCAAUGAGAUGGAAUGGUUUAACACUGAAUGGAGGGACAGCGCCAGGGGACUCCAGGCACUAUAAUCACUUCAUUGAGAUGGAAUGGUUUAACACUAAAUGGAGGAGCAGCGCCAGGGGACUCCAGAAACUUUAACCACUUCAAUGAGAUGGAAUGGUUUAACAUUGAAUGGAAGGAGAGCGCCAGGGGACUCCAGGCACUAUAACCACUUCAAUGAGAUGGAAUCGUUUAACGCUGAAUGGAGGGACAGCGCCAGGGGACUCCAGGCACUAUAACCACUUCAGUUAUAUGAAUGGUUAUAACAAAUAUCGUUUCUCUGUAAGGUAGUGAAAGCCAGAAUACGGGCAGCUAGUUCGCAGGAUCUGUCCAUGGUGCUGAUAAAACACUCACCCUGUCCACCAGAGGGCAGCAAACACAUUCAGGGAAGAACAGAAUACACAGGAAUGAGGUCUCUUUAAAAUUAACCCCUUAAGGACAACGGGCGUUCUAUGCCAUCCUUAAGGGCCUGUCCCCCUUAAGGACAACGGGCGUUCUAUGCCAUCCUUAAGGGCCUGUCCUGGGGACUUACCUUGUCGCCACUAAUCCGGCGAUUGCCAGGCAGUCCCCCUGCGGCUGAUCCGGCCCUCGUGGGUCCUCACGAUCACACGGCCGGAAUAGCUGACUGCAGCAGUGACUGCAGGGGGACCGCCUGGGCUGUCAGGCAGCCCUCCUAACGCCUGUAAAGUUAAAAAAAGUUUUAAAUAAAAUAAGCCUACUUAGAUCAUACAUAUAUAUAUAUAUAUAUAUAUGUGUGUGUGUGUGUGUGUGUGUGUGUGUGUGUAAAAAACUGAAAAAAUACUUAUCUUGUAAUAUCUUUUUUAUUGGACUAACAGAAUUUUUUAAUGACAAGCCUUCGGGAGAACCUCCCUUUUGCACGUCAAACUUGAGAAAGGGUGGUUUUCCCAAAAGCUUGUCAUUAAAACAUUCUGUUAGUCCAAUAAAAAAGGUAUUACAAGAUACAAAUUCGUUUUACAUCUACAUUACUGGACUAAUACGGCUACAAUCUCUGCUUGAACACUAUAUAUAUAUAUAUAUAUAUAUAUAUAUAUAUAAAAAAUAUGUACACACACAUACACGAUCAUUAGAAGUGUAUUUUAAUAUUAAUAUAUGCAUAUAAUUAGAUAUUAUGAUAUGCCUAUAUUGAAAUUAAUUAUAUGUGUCUAUAUCUAAAUAUAUAAAAAUAUUUAAGAAUAAUUAUAUUUAUAUAUCCUCGAGGGUCCAGCACUCGUUUUCCUAGGCUUGUAAAUGCCUGGGUGCAAAAUUUAGGCAAAAUAUAGUAUAGAUGAAAAGUGCACUCACGGGUCUUUGUAACAGUGUAAUCUCUUUAUUGUGUCCAAAAAGAGAAGCGAACCGAGGUGUAUCUAAAAAGAUUAUACUGUUACAAAGACCCGUAAGUGCACUUGUCGUCCAUAUAUAUAUUUCAGUUCUACAUGUAUAUUUAUGUAAUCUUUUGACAUAAUUCAGUAAUUGUAUGAAUUACAAUUUGAGGGACCUAAUUUGUAAGCACUAUAUUUAACCCUGUAACUUUACAAAACCCCAUAAAACCUGUACAUGGGGGGUACUGUUAUACUCAGGAGACCUUGCUGAACACAAACGUGUAUUUUAUUGCUGUAAAAUCUAACAGUAUUAUGACAGUCACAGUUAAAAUGACAUGCAGACUAAAAAAAUAACAAUAUCUACAUUUCUAACACUUUUUAGAUUUUCUACAUAAUAAAAUAUAGCUAAAUAUUGGAUGUUAAAUGACAGCCCUGUUUCCCCUGAAUAAAAUGCUAUAUAAUAACUGUGGGUGCACAAAAUAUGAAAGAGGUGAAUUAUGGUUUAACAGCCACAUUAGUCAAAUUCCAUGUUUUGCUGUUUCGGUGCCCAGAGUUCCUCCUUAAUAAUAAAAUGUACAUUAUUCCUUUUUCUACCUGGCAGUUACGUAGUGUUGGCAGAGAUAUCACACAGUGUACGGGGUGUACGGACCCAACUAAGCAAUGGGCUUUAUCUGCUAAACAGCCGAAACAGACACGUUGUAUACACUAUGAAUUACAAACAAUUCGCUGUUUACUGAAUAAUUCAGACAAUUUAUUCACUAAUUCAGCGGCUAAUUGCAAAUUUUAGGCUAAAAUGAAUUGAACUGGAAAGAUUCCCCAAAACAGCUGCAAUCCCCCCCAAAAUGUGCACGUGGACUUGCUGUUUAUAUGAUCUGGACAGCUUUUACAGCUCUGAAAGGUGCAUUUUAAGCACAAUAUUAAAUGUCUCCAAAUCCCCCGCAAUUGAUCCUCUCCUAACUUCCAGCCUGCCAAGAAUUCAGCCAUUAUACAACUACAACUCCCACGAUACAUUGCAAGGCUGGCAAACCGGCAGGGAAACUGAAUUCCUCUAUUAGCUGGAGAUAGACAAUAUAAAUCGCAAUGCAAUACAAGUAUUACGAUGUUACACACUGAGCGUAUGCCAAUGUCAUGUGGGUGAUUGUAGAAUUCAUUGGACGUCAUCUGACGGACUGAGGAUUGGUUUCCUUUCAAUAAUUAUUUAUUUUAUUUAUAAAAUAUUUUACCAGGAUGGAUCCAUUGAGAUUGCUCUCGUUUUCCAGUAUGUCCUGGGUAAUAAUACGCUGGAUACAAUGCUUUAAACGGGUGAUUAUCUAUCAGCUGUGCUUCAAUAAAUACCGCCUCGAUUCGGUCUGUGUUAAUCCUGAAAUGUCACUGGAGCAAAACAUAUAGAUAACAGUAAUGAAAGGGUUAAAGCUUGUGUUAAUUGCCAAUGUUCAUUAUUGAGUCAGGGGGCUGACACCGAGGUGACCCCUUCCAAUAGCCGUGGUGUGGAAAGGGUUAAUCAGAUGGGCUUUUUUUCUCUCUCUCUGUAUGGGAACGAGAAGGUGCUCAGGGUGUUACCAUGGAAACAUGUGAGUCUGUCGGAGACUUAGCCGGGGAACAGGGAUUGGCCAGAGCCGAAGGAAUUCUGGGAAAAAGCACUGACAGGCGACUGCGAGUUCACGGCCGCAGGGUAAGGAGGGGGGGAAUGAAUAAGAAGGAGGACAAUAAAGGGGUGAGCUAAAUCGUGGAGGAGAUGAAGGGGUCGAUACACAAUUAUUCAACUGGAAAAAUUAGGUUUUGGUUAAUCUUUAAGAAUAAAUAUGGUGUUCUGUGGAGUAACAGGAUGCAGGAAUAAGGAGGGGAUGAAAUCACAAGAUGGGCAGAUAAUCUCGAAAUCAUGAAUCCUUAUAACAUUCUAUUAAAUAAAAAAUAAAAAAUAAAUUGUAAUUACCGGCCAUGUAGAUUGAAUAGCUAAUAAUGUGAAUAAAUUGGCUCAGGAUUGCAAGGAAAUGAAAGCAGGUUCUCAGAGGGACGGCUAAAUAUUAGGAUUAACGAGGAAGAGAACUGACAGUGUAUUCAGGAUUCACAUGGUGCGCACUGGACGGCUACACACAAGAAGUAAUGCUAUUUAGGUCAUUAAGGAUGGAAUAAUUCUGACAUUUAGUGAACGCGUCACCAGGGUCUGUAAACAGUCUGUAUCCGAUGCUUGAGAUAAGUAAUUCAACCUUUAAUCAUAUUUUGUGUCAAUCUGUUAUUAUAUUAUAAAAUAUAUAUUUGCAGGAUAUUGGCAUUAAUUUUACUCCAUUUCAUCUUCAGACUGAGUGCUUGUCAUAUUCUUUGAUCUCAAUUUUAUUAUGUCUUUUCUUUCCAGGUCAUUCAAUCAGAGACAGGUUCUCUACCUUCUUGAGAACUAGUAUUUUUCGGGUGUGAGGAUGUAUCCAGCUUUUCCGUGGACCAAGCUGUGUUUCCUUCUGAUACUUCUACAAUCAGUCUUCUUCAACAGCGAUGGAUUCUGCCCUCCUCAAUGUGUCUGUGAGACAAGACCUUGGUUUACACCACUAUCUGUCUACCAUGAAGCCAAAACAGUGGACUGCAAUGACCUCCUGCUCACCCAUAUCCCGGAGAACCUUUCCAUUGACACUCAGGUUCUACUGCUUCAAAGUAACAAGAUCUCACGUUUGGGAUGUGAGCUCCAGGAAUUAACUAAUCUGACCGAACUGGAUUUGUCUCAGAAUCACUUUCAAAGCAUUGAGGAUCUAAGUGUGUCAAAUCUUUCCCAUCUGAUCACACUUUAUCUGGAGGAGAAUCAACUGACGGAGUUACCAGACUACUGUCUAAAAGAUCUGGAAAAUCUGGAAGAGUUGUACAUUAACCACAAUCAGAUCAAUUUCAUUGGUCCCCGUGCCUUCUCCGGUUUAGGAAAGCUUUUGAGACUCCAUCUAAAUGCCAAUCGUCUAAGUAUCAUUGAUCCAAGAUGGUUUGAAGACCUACCAAACCUAGAAAUAUUGAUGAUUGGAGAGAACCCUGUAAGUAGUCUUCAGAACUUGAACUUUCAACCGUUAGGUAGUUUACACAGUCUUGUUUUGGCUGGGAUGGAGUUGGAAUAUAUUCCAGAAAAUGCCUUUUUUGGAUUAGACUAUCUAGAGAGCCUCUCAUUUUUUGAUAAUCGACUGACGGAAGUUCCCAAGGAAGCACUAAAAAAACUGAACGUAUUGAAGUUCUUGGACCUUAACAAAAACCCAAUUCAUAAAAUAAAGAAUGGUGAUUUUAAAGACAUUCUUCACCUUGAAGAACUCAGCCUUAAUUCAAUGGAAGAAUUAGAACGUGUUGAGUCUGGUGCCUUUCAGAACCUGCCCGAGCUGAUUAAACUGGAGAUUUACAACAACCCCAGAUUAACCUACUUGGAUCCUGAUGCAUUUGUUUCUAAUGUGGGUUCAUUGAAAACUUUACUUCUCAAUAAUAACAGACUACCCAUAGUGCCCCAAAAAGUGUUCAAGUCACUGCCAGGGCUAACCGAGGUCAGCUUAUACAGCAACCCUCUUCGCUGUGACUGCCAAAACAACUGGAAGGGUCUUUCCUCCCUAAGACUGAUUGAGUCCCAGGCCACACUAUGCACUAGUCCACCACUGGUAAGUGGACAUCUUUUCCAAGAAAUCCAGGGCCAAGCAUGGUUGAGCAGAUGUCCACCUUUAAUAGACACACACUCUUUUCCUCAUGAGCUUCAUCUUUCCAAACACCAACAGGUGACUCUCACUUGCCAUGCCAGUGGCAACCCAAAACCUGAGAUCUACUGGGUAACCCCUCAUGGAGAAAGACUAUCAGGGACAACUGGAAGAGUCAGAAUGCAUCCGGAGGGUUCGCUACAAAUCAUGGAUGCUCUAGAAGAAGACUCUGGGUCCUACAUGUGCCAAAUAUGGAACUCUGAUGGAACGGACAGUAAAAGUGUGGUUAUCUACAUCAAUGGCACUCAAGAGAAAAAGAUGGGAUCACUUGCAAUGGUUACCAAACAAGUGCAUUCAAGCUUUGUGGUUGUGGAGUGGAAAAUUUUGGGUGGGUCGGGAUCUGCACCAAGAGUUUUAGCCCCUGUCCAGUGGUCUUCAGCGACUAUGAGAAUACAUAACCCUCACAUCAGUUACACAGCCAAGGUUCCUCUGGAGAUACAAGAAUAUAACCUAACACACCUUCAACCGGCCACAAAGUAUGAGGUGUGCCUCACAGUGUCUUCUCUAUCCAGACCAAGUGAACAGUCGUGCCUCAACGUUACAACUAAGGAACCUUCAUUCACUGUAGCAGUGGCUGGUAGGCCAGUAAGUAUCGCCCUCUCUGCUGCCCUUAUUGCUGGUUUAUGCAUGGCUGCCAUUAUUAUUUACGCCGGUUAUCACCUCAGACACAAAAGCUGUGGACACUCCUUGAAGAAGUACAUGCAGAGAGCCUCUUUCAUUCCGCUCAAUGAGUUCUAUCCUCCACUCAUCAGCCUGUGGGAAGCAGAAAGUGAGAAGGAUAAAGAGAGUAGCUUGGAACAGCCAACUUUGCCACCCCCAUUGGAAGUGAAGACAUUGCCCCCAGCGGGACAGAUUGACACCUCAAAGACAUACAUGUGGCAGCCGUGAACCUCAACGGAACUGAGCACUCGACCGUAGCAACGUAAUAAACCUCCAUGUGUAGGCACUCUGUGGAUGUCUUAGAAUUGGUUGUAAAAACAGCAAAAAGGAGGUGAUUUUAGCACAAUCUGUCAGUCGCAGAGGGUGUUGAGGUGCUGGGACCGCGCACGUAGUCAGACACCUGUCAUUCAACUGAUAUUAGAAAGGUUAAAGAGACUUUUCUUUGACUUCAAUACCAGCCUCAGAAAACACAAACUCUUCCUGUGUGUUUUUUUAAAAACUUUAGAUGAUUAUCUGGGAACACUGCUCGGAACUGAGAGAGAGAUUCUGUGCAGGGCCUGCAUGGAACUGGAUGGUGAUUAGUUUGUGGUAAAUGCCAAAACAGUCAGGUGACCAUCAGUUUACACAAACAUGUCAUCUCUAUGACCAAACUGCACUAACAUGAAACAUGUCCCACGCACACAGACACACAUAACUUUCAGCAAACAAAACUGUACAAUUAACAUGGCUGUAACAUGUUACAGAAACACACAUCAUUGCCACUAACGUCAUAAAAGCCUACAGCAUAUCCUCUAACAUAUAAUUUGUGGCAGAAACAAGCAGUAUCUUCUCUAACAUGUAACACACAUUGUUUCUAAUAACAUGUUACAGAAAGAAACAAUCUCUACUAACAUGCAUCAUGUCAUAAACACACACACCAUCUCUACUGACACAUAACGUCACACACCAUCUCUACUGACACAUAACGUCAUAAAAGUACACACCAUCUCUACUGACACGUAACAUGUCAUAAACACACACACCAUCUCUACUGACAAGUAACAUGUCAUAAAGGAAAACACCAUCUCUACUGACACAUAACAUGUCAUAAAAGUACACACCAUCUCUACUGACACGUAACACGUCAUAAAAGUACACACCAUCUCUACUGACACAUAACAUGUCAUAAAAGUACACACCAUCUCUACUGACACGUAACAUGUCAUAAACACACACACCAUCUCUACUGACACGUAACAUGUCAUAAACACACACACCAUCUCUACUGACACGUAACACAUCAUAAAAAUACACACCAUAUCUACUGACACGUAACAUGUCAUAAAGGAACACACCAUCUCUACUGACACAUAACAUGUCAUAAAAGUACACACCAUCUUUACUGACACGUAACAUGUCUUAAAGGAAGACACCAUCUCUACUAACAUGUCAUAGAAACACACACCACCUCUACUAACAUGUCAUAGAAACACACACCACCUCUACUAACAUGUAACAUGUCAUAAAAAUAUACAUAAACUCCACUAACUUGUAAUAAGAACACACAUCAACUCCACUAAAAUGUAAGAAAUAAAAACAUACUUGUCACUAAAAGCAUAUUAUAAAAACACAAAUGUAUAAAAUGUUAGUAUGGCAGAAUAACAAAUACUCUCCACUAACAUGUAACAAUAAGCACACCUAUCCUCUCUAGCAACAUGUAACAUGUCUUAACUCCAGACAUCAUCUCUGCUAACAUGUAUUAUGUUACGCAAAACACACACCAACUCCACUAACAUGUAACAUGUCACAAAAACAUUCACCAUCUCCACUAACAUGUAUCAUGUCACGCAAAACACACACCAACUCCACUAACAUGUAACAUGUCACAAAAACAUUCACCAUCUCCACUAACAUGUAUCAUGUCACGCAAAACACACACCAACUCCACUAACAUGUAACAUGUUACAAAAACAUUCACCAUCUCCACUAACAUGUAACAUGUUACAAAAACAUUCACCAUCUCCACUAACAUGUAACAUGUCACAAAAACAUUCACCAUCUCCACUAACAUGUAACAUGUCACAAAAACAUUCACCAUCUCCACUAACAUGUAUCAUGUUACGCAAAACAUUCACCAUCUCCACUAACAUGUAUUAUGUCACAAAAACAUUCACCAUCUCCACUAACAUGUCACAAAAACAUUCACCAUCUCCACUAACAUGUAACAUGUCACAAAAACAUUCACCAUAUCCACUAACAUAUAACAUGUCACAAAAACAUUCACCAUCUCCACUAACAUGUAACAUGUCACAAAAUCAUUCACCAUCUGCACUAACAUGUAUCAUAAACACAUACCACCUACACUAACAUGUAACAAACACAUCACCUACAUUAACAUAAAAAAUUCACACGAAAAAUACACAUCACCUCCAAUCCAUUAGCAUGAAACAAACCACAUACACACAAAUAAAGAAAUACUCUCCACUGACAUGUAACAUCACACGUUUUAAUGAAGUGAUCUGAAUUCUUGAGAUCAGAUUUGGUUAAAGGACCAAUGUGCUGAGACAGUGAGUUUGUAGGGGGCAAGGGGGAUGUAUAUUGAAGGGAAUAAAGAAAUGUUGUUGUGUAAUUGUGUAUGUAAAAGGAUGGGAUGAUGUCACAAAACGUGGAACUCAUAAACCAGACAUUUAGGUUGAUCUAUAAACUGACAUAUUGUCGUCAUUAUAAACUGGCGUCGUAUGGGACCCACUGAUAGAGAGAGUCUCAUGUUGUGGCAACUUCACAUUCAUCGCUUCUGGAGACAAAUAAAUACAUUAUUAUAA